Messenger RNA from Necator americanus (New World hookworm), 5169 nucleotides. RefSeq lists its product as uncharacterized. The transcript is spliced from 3 exons. NCBI's taxonomy places the organism in Eukaryota, Metazoa, Nematoda, Chromadorea, Rhabditida, Ancylostomatidae. The coding region runs from base 1 to 5169 and encodes 1722 amino acids. Gene Ontology annotation, biological process: proteolysis; DNA integration. Gene Ontology annotation, molecular function: aspartic-type endopeptidase activity; nucleic acid binding; zinc ion binding. The record is from RefSeq and is a predicted model, not a curated record.
AUGAAUGUACAACUCCGCAAGGUAGAGCUGCCUACCUUUGAUGGGGAUUUUUCCACCUAUUAUGAUUUCUGGGCCAAAUUCAAGACCGCGGUCCACGAUAAUCCAUCCCUAUCUACCGCUGCCAAAUUUAUCCAUCUUAGUAGCAGCCUUAAAGGUAGCGCCGCACUUGUUGUACAGGGGUACGACAUAACCAAUCCCUCCAACUACCAUCUAGCCAUUGAAGCCCUACGCAGACGGUAUGACCGUCCGCAGUUCACCCAUAAUUUCUUUUUGCAGAAAUUAGAGAACUUGCCAGCGUCGUCUGCCGCCGCUUCAUCGCAGAGGGACACAUUAUGCCAGAUCCAAGCGUGUAUCCUGCAGCUCAACCGCUUCGAGGACACGUCAACAUCGCUAUCGCUCAAGAAACUCAUUCGCAGCAAGUUCCCGCGAGAGACUCAGCUGGAAGUGAACAGGAUGGAACACCGGUCAGGUACUAUUUGGAAGAUGCAUGAGUUUCUUGCUGGUAUUGAUGUGUUUAUUCAAGAACUUGAGAAACUUGACGAUAGCCACUGUCCUCCACUUAACCACGAUCAACCCUAUUCCGCAUUAUCCACCACAUACCGCAACCGCUCACCAUCUCCAGAACCACUUUAUGAUCCGCAUAGAUGUUGUUUCUGCGGGUCGAGGAGCCAUCGCUCGACCCGCUGCACCACAUCUAUGCAGACCUACGUUCGCCGUAUGAUAGUCCGGAACCUGGACCUCUGUUGGAAAUGUGUCCAACCAGGGCACAUGGCCAACUCUUGCCGGGCUCCGAACUGUCGUUACUGCCAACGUAACCACCACACCAUUCUUUGUUCGUAUUCAUCUGUUUCGCGUUUUUCUCGUGAUAGGUCUAGGCGUUCUAAUGAUAAUCGUCGUAAUAGUCGUAAUAGUGUUCGUUAUGAUCGAUAUGCUUAUCGUUCUCCCCGCGGACGGUACCCUUCUAGGGAAUCGUCCCGGGAAAGAAGUUCUUCACGCUAUUCCUCUUCAUCGUACGAUUAUCCGUAUUCACCAUCUAGGCGCCAUCCCCGCGAUAGAGACUACCACCAUCAGUCUCAUCGCAACCAUUCUCCCUAUCGUAGAUCUGAACGUGAUUCAGAGCGAAUGCGCCACCGCAACCAACGCCGCCACUCACCGUCUCCAUCUUCAGCACCUUACGGGGUCAGAUUUCGUGCUAAUCCGCGCGAUAGUCUCUCACCCGUACGCCGCAGAAACCACUCCAGCCCAGAAUCCAGUAGCCACGUCGCCGAUACGGACGAUGAGAUGCAUAACGCACUUGAUUGCCGUCCGGUCGACGACCCCACCACCCUUACCACCUCAUCCAACCACCAACGCCCUCUUCUUAUGACUGUUAAGGCUCACAUUCGUAAUCCUAAGACGAAGACCAUUGAAACGGUCAACGUCAUGCUGGAUUCAGGAGCCCAAAACAGCUUCAUAAGCAACGCAGCCACUAAACGCCUAUCCCUUAAACCCUAUGACCACAAGCCGCUGACCGUCAUCGGAUUCGGAGGUCAUCGUUCGACCCAAGAAUCCGGUACAGUCGACGCCACCCUCUUAGAUGCCGCAAACAAACCAUUCCCCGUAACCCUACGAACUCAGGAAGUUCUAACUUCCCAGUUCAAACCAUAUCGUCUCAGUAAAGAAGACAAACACGCACUCCGCAUAUUCCGCAUUAACCCAGACAGCCUUACCAUCAGUCGCCACGUUACGCCAGAUAUCCUGCUGGGUAUCGACUACUUCUGGGAGAACCAUCUAACCACAUCACCAUCUACACCACAUCGCUCUGAAGACGACAUCACCCGUCUAUGGGACCUCGACCGUUUAGGCAUAACCGAGGAUCCCGAUCCCUCUGUCGACAAGGAAGAGGACGCACGGAUCCUGAAACGUUUUCAGGAUACCGCCCAGAGCCAAUACCGUUCCUUCCAAACCAAACCAACCCUUUGGAAAACAUAUGCCGCAACCUUUACGGACUACCUGGAGCAGGGCAUAAUAGAGGAGGUCGACGAGCACCAGUUCGACGACCACAGAGUCUAUUAUAUCCCGCAUCAGGCAGUCAUAAAGGAAACAUCGGCCACCACUAAAUUGAGAGUCGUGUUCGAUGCGUCCUCCCACUACAGAGGCGCACCGAGCUUAAACGACUGUCUUCACUCUGGCCCCGCAAUCCUACCAGAUAUGGUAGGAAUCCUCCUCCGUAGCCGCUUAACACCCUAUCUCCUUAUUGCCGACGUAGAGAAGGCUUUCCUCCAGAUUCGUCUACAACGUAAUCAACGGGAUGCCACUCGUUUCCUUUGGCUUCGCAACCCUAACCUACCACCAACUGCGGAUAAUCUUCGGAUCUUCCGGUUUACCCGCGUACCAUUCGGUAUAACCGCAUCACCAUUCCUUUUAGCCGCAUCCAUACUGUAUUACCUCCAUCUUGAACCAUCGAAGCCACUCCACAAGGAAAUCGAGGACAACAUCUACGUCGACAACAUCCUUCUUAGUGCCUCGUCCGAGCGACAAGCCAUUAAGAAGUACCGCUCUUCCAAAUCCCUAUUCAACUCCAUGCACAUGAACCUUCGGGAGUUCUUGUGCAACUCUAACACCGUUAACCAGUCCAUAGAGCCAUCUGAUCGAGUCAGGAAUCCAUCCUCCGUGAAGCUCCUUGGUAUUCCCUGGAAUUCACGCACCGACACCCUUCUCAUACCACUUAAAACCGCAUCCGCGAAUGUGUACUCGAAGCGCACAGCGCUCAGUGCAUGUUCAUCCACCUUUGAUCCACUUGGUCUUCUCAUACCAUUCUUAGUGCCCUUCAAGGUAUUCAUCCAGGACAUCUGGAAGAAGGAAUACCAGUGGGACACUCCAUUUGACCAAGAGGACCAACAGCGAUGGGACGAAUUGGUCCAGCAGCUCAAACAUCCGUUGCCACCAAUUCCACGUUUCAUCGCUUCCGCAAACCGCAACACCACUUAUGAGCUCGCAGUCUUUGGAGACGCCUCACAACGUCUCUUUGCCUGUUGUGCUUACCUUAUUAGCCGCUCACCAUCAACCACUUCUUCACAGCUAAUCAUGGCUAAGUCAUUGUUAGCAACGGCUAAACUCCAGAUGACUAUGCCACGAUUAGAGUUGCUUGCAUCCCUAAUAAGUGUGCGUCUAGCACGCUUCCUCCAUCACCAACUCCAUCUUAAAAUCCGCACUAUCCACUUCUUUUCUGACUCGAAGAUAGCGCUCCAUUGGAUCCACUCAUCUCGUCCACUUAAACGGUUCGUUCAGAAUCGAGUGAACGAGAUCCGCACCAUUCUAACCACUUUCCGCAAGACAGACGUUCAGACGAAGUUCUACUAUGUGCAGUCAGACUCUAAUCCAGCUGACUGUGCAACUCGUGGACUUUCGACCGCUGACGCUGUCAACCACAUCUGGUGGCAUGGACCAUCUUUCCUUCGUGCUCCACAGUCGGAUUGGCCUAAGGCCGAUACGGACUUUGCCCUACCUCAGGAUCUUUGUCCUGAGGCGGAGCACGAGUUUCAGGCCCUUAGUGUCCUUCCGACACAACCAUAUGAAUCACCACUCCGCUUCCGUGCCACUAGUAGUUACCUUAAGCUCAUUCGUUCAACCGCGUAUGUGCUUAAGUUCAUCAAAGCCCUAUUCCUAAGAAGCUGCAUCCGCAAUUACACCCUUAACCUAGCCACUGUUGUACUGUCCAAGGACGUUUCAGCCUCGGAGAUCACCAACGCGGAAACUCUCCUCAUUAUGGAGCAUUACCGCGAGGGCGAAUCCACGUUGAAACGACUACCAUUGGAUAAGUACAACGCUCAUCGCGCUGCAGAUGGAUUGAUCCGAUGUCCGAAUCGAUUAGACCAUGCUCGGACUUCGUCUCAGUCAUCUGCACCAAUCCUUCUUAUUCCGGAGCACCACUUUGUCCAUCUUCUCGUUAUGUACCACCACAAAACCAGGUUCCAUUCAGGUGUUCAUGCCACAAUAGCCGCUCUCCGCACAUCAUAUUUCAUCCCUUCCAUAAAAACCACCGUCACCAGGAUCCUUCGGCUCUGCACAGUAUGUAGAAGAGCCCAAGGACACCCUUACCGCUAUCCUGAGAUGCCUAGUCUCCCUCCGGAACGAGUCAACCGCUCUAGACCGUUCCAGAAGGUUGGACUAGACUACUUAGGACCACUUUACUAUAGAGAUCAGCUCCAUUCUCAGGCCAAGAUUUGGAUCUGUCUCUUCACCUGUAUGGCAACCCGCGCUGUACAUCUCGAGUUAGUCCAUAACAACACCGCAUUCGAGUUUUUACUCGCCUUUCGCCGCUUCAUUGCUCGCAGAGGCACUCCGGACCUCAUUAUCAGCGACAAUGCCACCACUUUCCGCUCAGCCAACGAUUCCCUACAAAGCACCAUCUAUAACCGCAAAGCCAUAGAAAAGAUAUCCACUCAACUCGCCAACCGCAAGAUCGAAUGGAGGUUCAUCACUCCUCUUUCCCCAUGGAAAGGAGGAUUUUAUGAACGUCUAGUCGGUCUCUUCAAAUCCGCAUUCAAAAAAGCCAUCAAACAUACCCUAUUACCACUUUCGCAAUUUCAGACCCUGGUUGCAGAAAUUGAAGCAGUGCUCAACUCCAGACCACUUUUAUCCAUCAGUGACACAUCAUCUUCACCGCAUGUCCUUCGACCAAUAGAUUUCGUCUCACCGCAAGUGGAACUCCAAUUACCAUCUCCGCACCACAACCCUCUCUACAUCCCUCCAAACCGUCUUUCGGAAUGGUACAAGGAGACACUUGCCGUAUUGAACAACUUCUGGGACGUUUGGUACAAGGACUACUUAUCCGCAAUAUCCGCACGUCACCAACACCGUAUCCAUCAAGGAAGGUCCAGUCCACUCAUUCCAUCGGUAGGAGACGUUGUUCUCAUUGCCGAUAAGAAUGUUCCACGUGGACAAUGGCCUUUAGCCAUCAUAACCAUUAUCCACCGCACCAAAUCCAACAUACCCAGAUCAGCCACAGUCCGCAUUGCAAACGGUCAUGAGUUGCAGAGAUCGAUCAAUCAACUACAUCCAUUGGAGAUUUCUGCAAAGGAAGACCCACGACCGAAGAAGAGCCGCCAACAACUGCAACCCACAAGGAUCCAACCACCACGAGCAGCCAAACGGGUACGAUUCGCACUUGGUACGAAGCGAGCGUGA